AUGUCCACAAAGCCCCAUGUCGGCAUCAUCGGUGCUGGCUUCUCAGGCCUGAGCUGUGCUGAUGUCCUUCUCCAGAACGGCGUGCAAGUGACUAUCCUCGAAGCGCGGGAUCGGAUUGGCGGCCGAGUUCAUCAGAGGGAGGUUGGAGGUCAUUUGGUGGAUCUUGGCCCAAAUUGGAUUCAUGGGGCGGAAGCUAAUCCAAUCAUGCACAUUGCGGACGCGACGCAGACCGUCACGCACGACCCCGAAGGACGGAAUAUUGCCAUUUCCCGCACAGGACAUCUCGUCGGCGAAGACUCUGUGAACAAAGCUUGGGAGUUCUUGUGGGGAACUAUCGAGCAGGCCUUUGAAUAUAGCAGUCAGCAUGGGGAUAGAAUUCCUCCCGAGCAAAGUCUAUACGACUUUUUCCAGGAGAAGGUUAAGCAGUCUACAUUCUCUGGGGAGGAGAAACAGCUUUUCUUGGACUUGUGUAAGAUCUGGGGAAUUUAUACGGGGGAUCCUAUCGAGCGGCAGAGUUUGAAGUUUUUCUUUCUGGAAGAGGUCAUCGAUGGAGCGAACUAUUUUGUCGCAUCAACCUACAAACGCAUAUUGGAGUAUGUCUCUAGAGCCGCAGUAUCACAAGCGGAUAUUCGAUUCAACCAGGCUGUCGUGAGCAUUGAUGCUCCACCCCGCGAUAAUAAGCAGCAUCGAGACCGGAUCACUGUGACCACUAGUACAGGUGAGCGCUACAGCUUCGACGAGGUGGUUGUCACCUGCCCACUUGGCUGGUUGCAACAGAACACGGAGGCAUUCUCUCCGGCUCUCCCACACCGACUACUCGAAGCCAUUCGAAGCAUAUCCUACGGCCGGUUGGAGAAAGUCUACGUGACUUUUCCACGAGCCUUUUGGCAUACCGAUUCAACCCCGAACACCAGCUAUCAACACGCAUAUGGAGAAACGAAUGAGUCGAAUUCGGCGCAGAACCCCAUGUAUACAACAUCAUUCCUCGAACCUUCAUACGCGGAUCAUCCCGCUGGUCUGGAAUGGACCCAGGAAUGCUUCUCGCUUGCUAUAUUACCCACACCCUGUGCCCAUCCAACCCUCCUGUUUUACACCUACGGACCCUGUUCAACACACAUCGUCGAACAAAUCGCCUCAUUAGACCCCAGCUCAUCUGAAUAUCGCAACAUCUUGGUCAAUUUCUUCGAACCCUUCUACUCCAGGCUUGAAGGAUAUGACGUCACCUCACCAGACUGCAUCCCCACCGCGGUCAUGGCAACCCGCUGGCAAAAGGAUCCAUACGCGGGUAAUGGGUCUUAUUGCAAUUUCCAGGUAGGCCUGGCACAAGCUGACAAGGACAUUGAGGUGCUUCGUUCCGGUGCUGGUGUUGGAGCUGAGCGGGGGCUUUGGUUUGCGGGUGAGCAUACGGCGCCAUUCAAGUCAUUGGGGACGACGACUGGGGCUUACUUGAGCGGGGAGCGAGCUGCAGCACGGAUUUGUGAGACUGUAGGGAUUAAUUCAUAA
This is a messenger RNA of Penicillium daleae, 1503 nucleotides long. RefSeq names its product flavin monoamine oxidase family protein. Gene Ontology annotation, molecular function: oxidoreductase activity. The record is from RefSeq and is a predicted model, not a curated record. NCBI's taxonomy places the organism in Eukaryota, Fungi, Ascomycota, Eurotiomycetes, Eurotiales, Aspergillaceae. The transcript is spliced from 4 exons. Bases 1 to 1503 code for a protein of 500 amino acids.